AGCAGCGUCUUGAAACUCCUUUCACAUCUUACUUCUCUGUUGUUUUUCUCUUCUCAUCCGAUCCCAUCCAGGUCAGACAGGGAUGAAAUAGACUCUAACCGCAAACACACGAGCUCUCUCACGUACAGACCCUCGCUAUAAAAGACAGGGACAUCAGAGGGGCUGGUGGAGUCAUGACGGAGAGCGGCGGGGCUCUGGAGCGCCUGAGGAGGUGUUGCAUUCCCUUCCGUUCACCACAUAGUCAGUUCUGGCCUCCAUCUUGCUGUGCUCCAGACACAGCCAUGGCUGCUUUCAAGGGCAUCUGGACUCAAGAGUUCUGGCGCUGUGUGGCGGCCGAGUUCUUCGCCAUGCUGCUCUUCGUUCUGCUCAGCCUCGGCUCAACCAUCAACUGGGGGGCCGCGGGGAAGGACGUCCAUCCUCCUGACCUGGUGCUCAUCUCGCUCUGCUUUGGCCUGAGUAUCUCCACCAUGGUGCAGUGUUUCGGCCACAUCAGUGGCGCUCAUAUCAACCCGGCAGUCACAGCAGCUAUGGUGGUGACCAGGAAGCUUAGUCUGGCUAAGGCAGCCUUCUACUUUCUGGCCCAGUGUGUAGGAGCAAUAGUGGGGGCGGCCAUCUUGUAUGGCAUCACUCCAGCCUCUGUUAGGGGAGGCCUGGGCGUCACUGGGGUGAAUACAAGCAUCUCUGUAGGAAACGCUCUGGUUGUAGAGCUCUUCAUCACCUUUCAGCUCGUCUUCACUGUGUUUGCAACCUGCGACCACAAACGUAAAGACCUGAAGGGUUCCUCUGCUUUGGCUAUCGGCCUGUCCGUGUGUAUCGGUCACCUGUUUGCUAUUCCCUACACUGGAGCCAGUAUGAAUCCUGCUCGAUCCUUUGGUCCAGCUGUGGUCACGUGGUCCUGGGAAAACCACUGGGUGUACUGGGUUGGUCCACCACUGGGUGGCGCUCUGGCUGCAGCCCUGUAUGAACACCUGUUCUGUCCAGACCAAGAGAGGAGGAAACGUUUCUCAGAGACCUUCAACAAGACGCACUUCACCGCUACCAAACACCGGCAGGAUUCAGUCACGGCUCAGGAGCCUCUGUUCACUGUCAUGGAUGUGGAGAGAGCUGAGAGGAGGGACAGGGAGAGGGAGAGGGAGGUAUCAGGCGAGGUGUUGUCCUCGGUAUGACUAGAAAAGAAGCACAGCGCUAAUGUCCAGACUGCUGAUCAACAGUCCACUCUGAAAGAAACUAACCUCCUGUAGGCUGGCUCAGAUGACACUAAAACACUAAAACACUACAGAAGGAAGGAGAAGAAAUGCAAGACAGAGGGGGCUUGAGUGGUUAGAGAGCAGAACGCCCUGAGAAGCCAGUUCCCAGCUGGAAGUUUCCUAUGCAUCUCCAUUGUGCUUAUCAACAAAAGCUCCAAAAGCAAACAAGACUACAGGGAACAUUUGAAAGAUGGGGUCCUUAUUUCAGCCAACAAACAGCCAGAUUCCUUUUGUCUAUUUUAGCUGAAGGGCUGCAGGUUUUGCAAAAUGGAAUAAAAAGAAAAGAAGGGAAAAAACAAUUUUGUGCUCAUCCAUUAUGUAUUUUAGGAUGUUCAUCCUAUUUAGGGGAAAGAUGGGGGAAAAAAUACAAACUGCCACUGCACCUACAGUGUAUUUGAAAAGAAAAGCAGGUGCAAAAUUUGUGGCAGCGUUUCAACACUAAGAGACUCUGCAGGAAGCACAGUGAGUGACAGCAAAGAUUAGAUAAAUUUGUCCCAUUCCGAGUAAUUUUUCAGACAACAAAACAUGUUAAUCGAUGGCAAUAAAAGCACAUGGACAAAUUAAAGGACGCUCUAUAAGCAUAACAACCCAGAACAAUAAGCAGCAGUGUAAGAAGUGAUUUCACCUGUCUUUCCCUUGCUGUUUCCUUCUUGAGCUUCACUUUUUCUGAUGUUCUAGUUCGCCAGAAGAAAACUGCCACACUGAGAAGUCGAUGCUCACAGCAGGCUCCUUCUGUGUUAUGAUGUAAGCAACCAACAAUACUUGUUAGGUAAAACAUUAAAUUUUCAUAGCCUCGGGAGGCCAUUUUAAUUUAUUCACUGAUCUUUUUGUUGUGCUGACAACGUUGGUGCAUUUCAUGAAUAUUUUCUCACAUAUACGGCCGUCUUCAAGAGCAGUAUUCAGUAUUAAGUUCAGCAGAGUUAAAGAAAGAAAACUUUCAUUGAGUGUCAUUGUUUUCCAGACACGAAGAAGAUACAGUUAUGAGAAAAUAUCAUAAAGUCAAACUAGUGUGUUUUUUUGACAUACUUAGACACCCUUUGGAAUAGUGCCUACAGAUAAAGGUGACAUACUUAAAUGACAAAACAAGGAGCAUUAACUUUUCAAUCAUUUACUUCACAAAAACAUCAAUAGAUGUAAUGUUUCUGGUUUCAUCCCCAACAGUCUCUAAAUUGACCUGAUUCUUGACAACUCCUGAAAACAGCCCAGUUCCUCAGGCAGCAAAGCAAACCCAAACCAAAACAUUUAGACCACCAGGCUUCAUUGUUAGUCUGAGGUUCUUCUACCGAAAAGCUGCCAGUCAUGUCUACGGUUACUGUGACCACACAAAUCAAUGUUUGAUUCGUCCCUUCAGAGCACGAUAUUCCAAUAGACUUGAUCUAUGCCUUUAUGUUUAAUGCAAACUUUAGUUGAGUGCUAAUGUUCCAUUUGGAGAGCAAAGACUUUUUUUUCUGACAUGCCUCCCAUGCGGGUCAAAUUUAUUCACUUUCUUUCUGACUAUGCAGCACUUUGACAUCAACAGUAGUAACAGUACCUGCAGAUCCUCUGAUGAAUUGUUGGGCUUCUCGUAAAUUUCUUUUUGCAUCAAACACUCUGCUCUUGGGCCGAAUUUGCUGAGGCAGCCAGUUCUGGACAAAGUGGCAGUUAGAUGAAAUCCACACCACUUGUGGAUGAUUUAUUUGAGAUAAAUCUGAUGCCAGAUGAUGACAUCCCACACUUCAACAGCAAAGAGAGCCGCAGAGCAGAUCAGUGAAACUCACCCUGCGAUGGAGUGCCAACUCGGCUGUAUUGAUUGACUCUGAGUCAUUUAUAUAGCAAAUGUUCAAAAAUGUCCCUUGGCUGUUGCUCCGUUAACUUGAAAAUAAAUAAUUUCAAAGAUAAA
Messenger RNA from Acanthochromis polyacanthus (spiny chromis), 3126 nucleotides. RefSeq names its product aquaporin-4-like. Gene Ontology annotation, cellular component: plasma membrane; basolateral plasma membrane. Gene Ontology annotation, molecular function: water channel activity. Lineage: Eukaryota; Metazoa; Chordata; Actinopteri; Pomacentridae. The record is from RefSeq and is a predicted model, not a curated record. The transcript is spliced from 5 exons. Gene Ontology annotation, biological process: transmembrane transport. Bases 174 to 1166 code for a protein of 330 amino acids.